CGCGUGGACGGUGUGGUACUGGCUCGUGAGUCCGUACCAGCUGAUAAUCGGAAAAUAAUGGAGCGAAAUCGAGCUGAAGCAGCAACUGUGGAAAUUCAAUGAACGGGCAGUCGCUGGAGAGCCGUUGGCCACGCGAGGUGUCACCAUGAAGAAGAGCAAAGGGAAAGCCAUCACUUCCACCGAGAAGGAGUUUGUGUUCGAUUUCAGGGCCGGAAAACACAACUGUGUUCUUAAGGUGCCACUACAGUUUCCUGCCCAGGUCAACGUCAGUGACCUUCAUGGACGACUGAUGCUGCUUCAUAAAAUACCGUGUUACAUCGAAAAUGAGCUUAAAGCGUCACUUUCCAACUUCAUUGAGAGAGAAACCAUUCUGGAUUAUGACAGAGAGGCAGAGCUGGCCCUGCAGAAACUCACGACCGGAGAAGUGGAUGUCAACCACCUGACCAGCGCGUGGAGCAGGUCGUAUGUGGAGACAACCCUGGAGCAUGCUCGCCCCGAAGAGCCCAGCUGGGAUGAAGACUUUGCCGACGUUUACCACGAGCUGAUCCACUCACCUGCCUCAGAUACUCUCCUUAAUCUGGAGCACAACUACUUCGUUAGCAUCUCUGAGCUGAUCAGUGAGAGAGACAUGGAGAUCAAGAAGCUGCAGGAAAGGCAAGCAGCAGAAAUGGACAAAGUGAUGCACGAGCUGGGCAGUACUCUGAGCGACCACGAUGUCAAUGCAGUUGCUUCUCAACAUUUUGAUGCACAGCAGGUUUUGGAGAACAAGUGGAGCAGUGAGCUGCAGCAAGUGACGACCAUCCAGAAGCAGGAAUACCAGGAGUGGGUCAUCAAGCUGCACCAGGACCUGCAGAAAUCCAACAACAGCAGUCAGAUAAAUGAGGAGAUCAAGGUUCAGCCCAACCAGCGGUCAGAAGCUGCCGACUCGGAGGUGAGGAUGUUUGAGGAGCAGCCUCAGCUGGAGGAGAGCUUCACCAUCCACUUAGGAGCGCAGCUGAAGACGAUGCACAACCUGCGGCUGGUCCGAGCAGAAGUGCUGGACUUCUGCAAACACCGGCGGCACGGCAGCAGCGGAGCAAAGCUGCGGCGCCUGCAGACGGCGCUGUCGCUGUACUCGUCCUCCCUCUGCGGGCUGGUGCUGCUGGUGGACAACAGGGUGAACUCCUACAGCGGCAUCAAGAGAGAUUUUGCAACUGUGGCCAAAGAGUGCACGGACUUCCACUUUCUGAGUCUGGAGGAGCAGCUGGAGGAGGUGCAGCAGGUGGUGCUGUACGCCAGAGCUCAGCGGAGCAGCAAACACAAAGACCGGCCCGAAGUUCAAAGGAAUGGAGGUGACGAGAAGAGCAAAACCGUUGAAAGAAACUCCUCAAAUAUAUUACCAGGCGAGUUCUACGUCACGCGGCAUUCCAACCUGUCCGAGGCUCACGUCGUCUUUCAUCUGUGCGUGGACGACAACGUCCGCUCGGGCAACAUCACGGCGCGCGACCCCGCCAUCAUGGGCCUGAGGAACAUCCUGAAGGUCUGCUGCACGCACGACGUCACCACCAUCACCGUCCCCCUGCUGCUGGUGCACGACAUGUCCGAGGAGAUGACCAUCCCCUGGUGCCUGAAGAGGGCCGAGCUGGUGUUCAAAUGUGUUAAAGGCUUUAUGAUGGAAAUGGCCUCGUGGGAUGGAGGUAUCUCUCGCACAGUCCAGUUUGUGGUGCCAAAGAGUAUCUCAGAGGAGAUGUUCUACCAGCUGAGCAACAUGCUACCUCAGAUCUUCAGAGUCUCCUCGACACUGACCCUCACGUCAAAGCACUGACAUGUUCGCAAGCAGAACUCAGAGGAAACUACGCACUGGAGUUACUCUGGAAAUCUAAGAUAUUUGAAUAAGAGAUUCGUGUAUUUGACCAUUGAAAAUCUGAGACGUUAUAUUGACAUUAUAGCACUUAUCAAUCAGGUGAGACUAUUGUCCUCCAGUGGGCCGCUCCAAAGCAAAUCAAAGACCAUUGGCAGUUUGGAUUCGGGUUUGAGCAUUAAAAAAAUGCAAAACAAGCUAGCAGAUAAAGAAAACGAGGAAUCGUUUACUAAAAUAUUGUGAUUAUAUGCAAUCCAGUCAAUCUGAGGAACCUUUAGAAGCAGCUGUGUUACAUGGGAUUUGUUGUUUUCCAUCAGUAGCAGAAUAAUUUGUUUUUUAUUAUUCAGAAUCCUAAGUGUUGUUAAUAAAAGUGGACUAAUCCGUUAAUCUGUUUCUGAAAAUGACAGCACUUCUCAUCCAUUCCUCGCUUUAAUAUCACGCUUGAUUGGCUUCAUGUAGAAGUUGGGUCGCCGUCAGAAAAGACGAGUUCCUUUCCUCCUUAAAUGAGAUGUUACGAGGGUGACUGUUUGUAUUUUAACAGUACAUCAGAGUCGUGGCGACACAUCCUGUCUGAAUAUGGAAGCGUUUCUGCUGCGUGUGCAGAAACGGACGACUCAGUUCUUAAAGACCCGUCAUCCCCACUCAACAGUAGGAGAUAAAACCUGUACAGAAUGUUGUUGUUCUGUUAGAUUCAUGCAAGGCUGCACUCACAAAAGCUCGUUCUUUAUUCUUCAGAAUGAUUGUGUCAAAUGACUGCUUUUUGAUUGAUUUUUUUACUUUGUUUAUGUAAAUAAAACACAACAUUGGGAUAUAUUGCAAACUAUACUUUCA
Oryzias melastigma (Indian medaka) is the source of this 2671-nucleotide messenger RNA. RefSeq names its product linkage group 6 C12orf4 homolog (gene ferry3). The transcript is spliced from 14 exons. Gene Ontology annotation, biological process: regulation of mast cell degranulation. The record is from RefSeq and is a predicted model, not a curated record. Gene Ontology annotation, cellular component: cytoplasm. Lineage: Eukaryota; Metazoa; Chordata; Actinopteri; Beloniformes; Adrianichthyidae. Bases 146 to 1804 code for a protein of 552 amino acids.